Hibiscus syriacus is the source of this 648-nucleotide messenger RNA. RefSeq lists its product as uncharacterized. Lineage: Eukaryota; Viridiplantae; Streptophyta; Magnoliopsida; Malvales; Malvaceae. The record is from RefSeq and is a predicted model, not a curated record. Bases 1 to 648 code for a protein of 215 amino acids. Gene Ontology annotation, cellular component: plasma membrane. The transcript has a single exon.
AUGAUGCAACCAGAUCUCCAUGCACCGUACCCAGGCUACGCUCAGCCUAAUCCAUACGCACACGCCCCACCCGCCCACUACAACUAUUACAAUCAAGGCUACGUGGCGGUGCCACCACGGGAGCGCCGUCGCAGCGAAGUUCCUUCUGCCCUGGCCAGCGUCAUUGUAUGUUUGUUCUUCAUGAUAGCUGUAUUGGUCAUCAUCGACAUAGUGUACGUGUUGUUUUUGGGUCCAAGGUACCCUGGUUUCUACGUUGACAGUAUGUCCGUCUCCAAUUUCAACACCGAAACGAACCCUUUGGUCGCCAAGUGGGAUACUAAAAUCACUGUCGAAAACCCGAACGGAAGAUACAAACUCAACUUGGAUCAUAUGGCGGCUCUUAUGUUUUACGAUGACGAUGACGAAGAAAACGAUCACGACCAUGAUCUCGGUUCAACCGAGAUGAAGCCCGUCGAGGUGGCAACCGAAAACAAGACCAACAUUCAGCUGGUGAUAUCCACCGGUGAACAUGGUCAAAGAUGGGUGCCCAGCUGGAUUGUACGAAAGAUGGAUGAGGAUAGGAGGAAGGGGUCGGUGAAAUUCGAGUUGAUAUUUACCGUUAAGAUGACGUGGGAAAGUGUCGGGGGGAGUCUGCCUGGGAGGGAUUGA